Acromyrmex echinatior (Panamanian leafcutter ant) is the source of this 1314-nucleotide messenger RNA. Its product is annotated as circadian clock-controlled protein daywake-like. The record is from RefSeq and is a predicted model, not a curated record. Gene Ontology annotation, biological process: multicellular organismal reproductive process. Lineage: Eukaryota; Metazoa; Arthropoda; Insecta; Hymenoptera; Formicidae.
AAAGGGAACGAAGCUAGAGGGGGAAUAUAAAAAUCGUAGAAACAAGAACUGAGGAAUUAUUUGAGCUCGCGAGUUCGACAAAUGUAAUCUUCAAGAAUCUUACGUCAAAAUACAUUGUGUAAUAAGAUCUGACCAAAUAAUAAUUUUUAAAGAACAAAACAAAAAUGUGCAAAAUCUGUCUGGACAAGUCUUGAAAAUUUGAUUUAUUAGAAGUGGAACAAUAUCCAUCUGAACAUUUAAACAUCAAAACGAAAGAUCUGAGAGCGAAGUCUAAACACGAUCUUUACUUGGGACUUGACAACAUUGAAGGAACUUAUUAGCAUUGAAAGAACUUGCCGACAUUAGAGAAACUAAUUCUCAACAUUUAGAUUACGACAGAAAUACAAUUAAAGAAAACCUUGAGAGCUGAAGGCUCAUCGUGUAUCAUACGAUCAAACUACAUAAUUGUUGGAAUACUGAACGAUCAACAUGUUUUUCUAUCUACUUAAUGUAUUCAGUAUUAUAUUAUUUGGAUUAGCAUCUGGAGAAUUUACUUUCCCUGCAACCAUCUGCAAACGAAAUUCAAUUGAUUAUUCCGCUUGUUUAAAACAAGCUUUUGAAGAAGCAAUUCCACAGUUUGUCAAAGGACUUCCAGAAUUUGACCUUCCAUCACUGGAUCCAUUAGUUUACAAGUUCGGCCAAGUUUUAUUUAAUUCAGAGGGUAUACACGCAGAAGUUGCUUUGAUGAAUGCUAUCAUAACCGGUUUGGCGAAGGUUCAAGUUAAUGACAUUAGAACACACUUUCUUGAUGAUGUUUUCCGUUUAGAAAUUGACGCACUAGUACCGAAAUUAAUCCUAAAAGGUGUUGUGAAAAUGAAUGGUACUCUAGGUAUAUUCAGAAUUGCUAGUGAAGGUCCCUUUAAUUUGACUGCUAAUGAUGUCAAUGGAACAUGGGAUAUGACAGGACAUGUAGUAAAUGAUACAUGGAUUGUAGAACAUGUCCGUGUACUUCCAGCAGUUAAAAAACUUAAAUUAUAUUUUGAUUUGUUCCAAGACAAUAAAGAAAUUAAUAAUAUUGCCGUAAAUUUUGUAAAUGAAUUUUGGCCACCAUUGUAUCGAGUAAUGUUACCAGUAACGUCUGAAGUAUGGGAUCCAUGGUUGACUGACCUUGUUAAUAAGUUAUUUUCAAAAGUUUCCUUCUCAAAAGUAUUUCCAUAAAAUUCAUAUAUUUUACUAUACAUUAAGAAAUAUAAAUAGAUAAUAAGAAAUUAGAGUAUCAUAUGAUAAGAACCACGAUUUAUAUUACUAAAUUUUUUUAAGUUCUUUAAACUUAAG